Stegastes partitus (bicolor damselfish) is the source of this 4836-nucleotide messenger RNA. It is a transcript of the gene fam49al, whose product is annotated as family with sequence similarity 49 member A, like. Lineage: Eukaryota; Metazoa; Chordata; Actinopteri; Pomacentridae. Gene Ontology annotation, molecular function: small GTPase binding. The transcript is spliced from 9 exons. Bases 1721 to 2872 code for a protein of 383 amino acids. The record is from RefSeq and is a predicted model, not a curated record. Gene Ontology annotation, biological process: regulation of actin filament polymerization.
UGAAUAAGUGAACAAGAUGGUGAUGUAAAAAGAAUCAGAAUCAGAUUUCCCCUGCUUCCUGCCUUUAUUCUAAGCUAAGCUAACCGUUUUAGGACUCCAGGUUCAUAUUCAGCACACAGAGUGAAGUCCUUUUCAGAUUGGAUAUAUAACAUUUCUGCUUCAUCAGUCUGUGACGGCCUUCCGUCGCUCAGAUAGAGGUCACUUUUACAUUAUUAUACCUUUUGGCUUCAUUCAGACAAACCCACUGCAGUGACGAUCAAUAUUUGGCGCAUUUGCGAGAGUACAAAAAAGGUUGAAGGACCUACGAAUAAACCACAGACUAAACUUAUAACAAAGCCUCUGUAAGUGCCAUAACAACAGUGGAUAGUUUAGGAUCAUCAGCACUAGAAAGCAGAUCAUAAUGUUAAUGGUGAUAUAAAACACUGCCACAGAGACAACAGAACUCACCUGGGCAGCUUGUUCUAUAGGACCACACUGCCUGUCAGAUAUGUGUCCUUAUCCCUUAAUGCGACUACAUGCAGUUUCAAAGAGAUAUGUAAAUAAGAUCAAACAUAGUGAGAUUGCUUUUGCGACUUUUACGUAAAACUGACAAGUUUUGACGCUCAUUCAGACAUGAUGCUGACAUGUUUGUAUAUCCUCAGAUUAAAGAAGUGCAUGUCUAGAAGGAUUGAUCUUUCAGGUCCUGGCAAGACAGUGAACUAUUCCUUUUUUGCCAAGAGAUCAUUUAAUUAAUACCUAGUAAACACAAUAUGUUGUUGUUUACCAGAAGAAUGAAGGAGCACAUUAGUGAGCAGUCACCAGAAGAGCGGCUCUUGCUGUGCUUAUUAUGGCAGCCGGUGUGCACAUAGGAUGGCAAAUAUUCCAUGAUUACUAGUUCUCUGCAGGGAGGCAGUGCCUCAGGGUGCAGAAAUAAUCAGCAGUGCUACCUCAUGUAGAGGACUGCCUGGGCACACUCCCACUCUGGCUUUAUACACAGACAAAGGCAAGAGAACUAAAUACAAUGACGACUCAAGAGGACACAUCCUAAAUUGUGUCCCUCAAAUGCUUAAUCCCUCCCGUGUGCAUGCAGCAAGACACAUACGCAAACAAAGCACAACUAGAACUGGGAGGUGCCCUGCAGCAAAACGCCGAGUUUACAGUAUGUGCGCUGCUCAGUGCGUACGUGUGAAACAGAUAAAGACUGAACAUGCCCAGAGGUUGUCCCUCCUGCUGCUUGCUUGUUUUACCAUUUCUCACAAUUAAACCUCAAGGGCAAAAUAAAAAAAAAAAGUCUCAACCCAUUCAUAGAAGUGAAGGAGGGAAAUAGAAAGUGAGAAAAAAGAUGGAUACGACUAUUACAUCAAACUGAUGGGACAAUUACACCUAUCCAGGCCUGUAUAAAUCUCUACUGAAUGGACAUGAGCGACGAUUACAGUUCAGGAGUCAGACACGUAAUCCAAGUCCAGCCGCUUUCACAGAGCCUGAGAACCGUCAAAAUUUUAAACUAUUCGUUGUCGCUCCCAAAUUGUUCCCUGAAGUGGAACUGACUUUCCUUGUCUGUACUCAGUGACCAAACACUGUGAUCAAACCUCAUUGUGUGACAGAGUGUGCCUCAUAAGUCUCUGGUUGUAAUUCUACGAGUAAAUUGGAUCAUUUAUUUGCUGGCCAGAUUCUGACCUUCGGUAUUUAUGGCUGCAGGUCCACUAAGUCGGAUUAAAUGCAGUAAUUUUCACUCGUGGAGAUGUUUAGUUGUUAUUGCAGUCACGCAGCGAGCAAUCUGAGGUUUUUAUCUGGCCUUCUAGAAUAUCUUCACUUCAGCUCUUCCUUCCUCACUAACGACAUUCUCCUUUCAAAUCUUCUCUCCCUGCUUUCUUUCAUUUUCUCUCCCCGCCACCACCUCCCCUCGACAUUUUCGUCUCUUCCUGCACCUUACAUCACACUUUCACUUCCCACUCCCUCUCUUUCCCUUUUUUGCUUCCCUCCCCUCGCAGAUGCCCAGCCCACGGAGGCAGAGACGGCCGUGUGGAACCAGGUCAGCGCCGUGCUGGAGGAGGCUCAUGGGAUCCUGGCCGAGCUGCAGUCCUAUAAUGGCGCGGGCCAGGAGAUACGAGAAGCCAUCCAGAACCCAGGUGACCUCGCUCUUCAGGAGAAGGCCUGGAACGCAGUCUGCCCCCUGGUGGCCAAGCUGAAGAGGUUCUACGAGUUCUCUCUCCGACUGGAGAACGCCUUGCGCAGCCUGCUGGAGGCACUGACAAGCCCGCCGUACGCUCCCAUGCAGCACCUGGAGAGAGAGCAGGCUCUUGCCAAACAGUUUGCUGAGAUCCUUCACUUCACGCUCAGCUUUGAUGAACUAAAGAUGACAAAUCCAGCCAUUCAGAAUGACUUCAGCUACUACAGGAGGACUAUAAGCAGGAACAGGCUGAACAACCAGCAGCUGGAAGCAGAGAAUGAGGUGAACAAUGAGAUGGCCAAUCGGAUGUCUCUGUUCUACGCCGAAGCAACACCGAUGCUGAAGACUCUGAGUAACGCCACCACCAAGUUCGUUUCAGAGAAUAAGACCUUGCCCAUAGAGGACACCACAGACUGCCUGAGCACCAUGGCCUGUGUGUGUCGUGUCAUGCUGGAGACUCCGGAGUACCGCUGUCGGUUCACCAACACAGACACCAUGCUGUUCUGCAUGAGGGUGAUGGUGGGAGUCAUCAUCCUGUAUGACCACGUUCACCCUGUCGGGGCGUUCGCCAAGACCUCCAAAAUUGAUAUGAAGGGCUGCAUCAAGGUGCUGAAAGAGCAACCGUCCAACAGCGUGGAGGGACUUCUGAAUGCACUGAGGUAUACAACACGGCAUCUAAAUGAUGACAGCACCUCCAAACAAAUCAGGGCCCUCCUGCAAUGAGAGAAAGAGGAGAGCGACGGGGGAAAGGGGGAGAAAGGAAGGAGGAAAAAAGAUCGACGAGGAAACAAACGCCAGUGGCUGAUAAACCUGUUUGUUUACAACGAACAAAGAAAUUCAUCUCCAGGUUAAGAGAAACCUGAUGAUAAUAAGAAGAGGAAAAAUAAUUAUAUAUAUUGUCAGCUGUCCAUCAUUCUGUCUCUCAUUUUGUAAAGUAAGAAAAGAGAAAAAAAAAAAAAGCCAGAAAAGAAGAUAUAGAUAUAUAUUAAAAGAAGUGAAACACAAGCUGAAGAAUAGGUAGGACUAAAGAGGAAGCUAUAUCGGAAAAAUUUAAGGUCAGAACCGACGCAAACUGAAAGUGUACGAAAAAAAAAAAGAAAAAAAGGGUUCAUGUUCCAGCAGUAGUCUGACAAGUAUUUUUGCACACACUUUGAAAACAAUGCCAUCUCCUUUCCCCUGAAAUCUGAUCCCAAACUGGUUCCCUGAGACUUUCCCGCAUCCCCCCCCCCGCCUCCCCUCGCAUUCACAUUCAGUUCAACUGGAGGGGUUUUUAGCUUUUAAAGUUGCAGAAACAGCGGCGUGACCUUCUUCAUCUCCUUCAGCUGCACCGAUCUCCAUCUGCAGGUGAAUCAUGAAGCAAUGUGAUGGAUUCACUCCGGAGAUUUGCUUCCGCCCGUGUCACUUCUUUUCUACAUCGGUGCAGCUGGAGGAUGAGGUGGCCUCAUUUUGGCUUCUUCCUCAUUGUCCAUCUUCCCACUCAUCAUCCAUCCAUCCAUCCGUCCACUGGAGAUGUGGUUUUUCCUUGGCACACAAAAAGAAUACAGAUCCACCCAUGUAGCGUGCCCUGACGCUGUAUAUGUUUCCAGCACAAAACAUCUUGUGAGUUUUCUGGCUUUACUUGAACAAUGUUCUUCACUCUGUCUGUCUUUUUUCUCCAUGGUGCUAAUGUGGUUUAGAGAUCACACUACUAGCUUGUUAAAUAUCAUUCGGCAAUGCAAGACAUGGGACAAAAAAAAAAAGGCAUUUUGUCUUCCUUAUUUUUUGCACUAGGAUGUUAAAUCGUAAAUUCUGAGAAUGUGCUCUCAGCUGUUCUGUGCUUUAACAUUAGUGUCAAAAACAGGGACAAAUUCACGUGAAAUGUAAGAUCCAAGAAAGGCAUUCUAGGAAACCACAGCACACUUUACUUCUACACCCAGUGCCAAAGCUGAUUGGUUUACGCUCUUGUUACAUCAUCAAGCCAGGCUCGGGCGGGGGGGAGGGUUUGAGGGAGUCUUGUCGUCCGGCGAUACACCACCGAUCAUCUUUUUAGGGACGUGUAUUUCAGCCAGGACGACAUGGAACGACGCACAAGUGAUUUACACACACGCGCGUGCAUCUUGGGAAAGAUCCGAGUGUCUCGUUGUAAAUACGCGAAGCUUUUCUCAACAGGCAUCUACAUGGUCGGCGUGGGUCCUCAAGGAAAAAACACAACCACCAUCAACACCUGCAUACAGCUAGAGUUCUUUCUUUUAGUACGAGGUUGAUGAAGUCAUUCAAUAAGUGGGGAAAUAAAAAUGAAAAUUUAAAAAAAAGGAGAUUAAAAAGAAGUGCUGUACUUUGGAUGUCUAUAGCCCUUAGUCUAAUUUAAUUUGAUCUUAUAAUAUAUUUUCUAUACAGGGGUAUGUGCACAAGCAUAUUCUGUAUAAAUACAUAGAUGGCAUGUUGUAAAAGUUCUGACAGAAAUGUGUAAAUAAGGUGUUUUUAUUCAUUUUUAAUUGUUCAGUGACGCUGAAAUUGGGUAUGUGUUGUCUCUCAGAAUUACCAUGCGUUUGGCUUGGACCAUCGGACUUGCCGUAGUCAUAGGUUUCAGAAACUCAGCUUCAUUAUGGCGAAUGAACCGGAGGGAGGGGGGAGGGGCAGGGGCUGUCCAUUUGCUUGUUAUUUUGUAUAUUUUGUGCAACAAUAAACUUGUCAUUUAUUACAUUCAA